Molecule: messenger RNA, 1409 nt
Organism: Somion occarium
Lineage: Eukaryota; Fungi; Basidiomycota; Agaricomycetes; Polyporales; Cerrenaceae
Source: the annotation of a GenBank genome assembly
GUUUCUUUGUUCUUCGCAGAGCAUAUAAUGGACGCCAUACACUUAUGUUGUCUUUUGCUAACUUUCCCCAAUGUUCCCCCGCAACUUCUUCAGUUUCCUCAGCUCACCCUUUCAGGACGAGACGCCUGAGACGACCCCGGUUCCAUCUCGGGAGUCCAUAGACGAUGAAUUGGCUCGACUGUUUGAUGCCGUGUCUCUAGACUCCGAGUCGAAGGGAUCCCCAGAUCAACAGCGAUCCAAUGCUUGUCCUCCUUCCGGAGGUUUAGAUGCUGAUAUUCAGCCAAAGCGUACUCGGCUUCCGCGAAGUCGCCCAUUGAAACAAGAAACACGCGGUCACAAUGUCAUCGCAGUCACGGUUGCUGACCUCUCGAGACCAGGGACUCCGGGGUCGGAUCUGAAACCAUCAGAGCGCGAGCAAGAUGUACCAUCCACUCCGAAACGACCUGCUAUUCGACUCCAUGUGCCAGGAUCUGCCCCACCGAAGCUUUACAGUGCCUCAACUGCAGGACCGAAUUUGCCUCCUCCAAUCCACCCAUGUAGGCGCAAGUCAUCUGGCUCGUUACCUCAACGUUCUGUGCAAUGUAGCUCAGAGGCCCCUUCAACGAAAGAGCGAUGCAAGAAUAUGGUAUCAAUCAGGUUGCUUGAUUCAACACAAGAUAGUGACGACCCGAACGUACUCGCACAAAUCAUAUUUUGUCACUUACACAACGAUCCGGCGAAACGCAUUCCAGAUUAUCUCUCCAACGGCAAGCCCGUACCCCUACAAUUUAUUACUCCGCAGCUAUCAGAACCUACUAAAACCAAGCUCCAACUCAAGAUGGCACAGCAGCCUUCCAUUUCCGAUAGCGCAGGAAAAAUUUACGUAUUUCCAUAUUAUGUUAAAGGGCAACACGGAGAUAUCUUACAUUACAAGUUAGGGAAAGCGAAGGACGUCGAAUUACGACAGAAACAGUGGCGCAAUCAGUGUGGAACUGACGCAGUGCAACCGCUAGUUUACAUAUAUCCUCGGGAUGAUACGAACAUCAAGUAUUACGACAAACUGGAACGACUUAUUCACAUUGAGCUUGCGGACUGGUGUCAGAAUGGUUGGUACCUCGAAGACUCAGACAAGGACUCUGUUUUCGAGGAGGCAAGGAAAGAGAAGGAGCCAUGUACUUGCAAAACGGUACACAAGGAGAUAUUCUCGUUCAGGCGUCCCAGAAGCGGGCAAUAUGUUGAUAUGGUUCUGGCGCUCAUCAUAGAAAUAGUGAUGAGGUGGGGGGACUUCAUAGAGGCGUACUGCUGAAUGCGCCAUAGCUCUUCCUCCGGUUCCAUUCCUUAACGUGUAUUUAUCUUGCAUAGGGAUUUAAUCUUCGCCCUCUCCGCUUUCUUGUUUAAUCAGCGUUAUCGAAUAUAUCUGGUCGAGUUAC